AUGAGUCCAUCGCCGGGUGAACCCCCGGAUAGAACUGUACCGGAAUGGAUGGAUCCUAAAAACUUGCAUGGUCGCCUACACUAUCUGAUUUUAAAAGCAGCAGACGGCCAUGAGCUUCCGCAGAACCCAUUCCUCAUCGGAAAAUCAGUAGAAAAAGCGGGAAAAAUAGAAGGUUUCUUUGAGAAAAAACAUGGUUGGUAUGUGAUUAAGUCAAGAAACAAACAACAAAUAAGUGAACUUGAAAAAAUCACCAAUCUGACCAAUGGAACACCGAUAGUUAUCGAACGCCAUCCUACAUUAAACCAGCGGAAGUUUGUAGUGACGUGUAACGAGGUGAACGGAAUGACUGAAAAAGAGUUGCUCAGUGAACUAUCGUCCCAAAAUGUGAUAGAUGUACGAAGAAUCACCAAGAAGACCCCUGCGAAAAUUGUCGACACAUCCACAUUGAUAAUAACCAUCAACGGGACGGUAAUACCCGAGUUUUUGCAUUUUGGAUUUCUUCGAGUGCGAACUCGAUUGUAUUAUCCGUUGCCGUUGAUGUGUAGAAAUUGUCUGCAGUACGGACACACCAAGGCGAGGUGCGGGAGUCCCCUCUCGUGUACCAAAUGCAAUUCCACUCAACACGACAGCCAAAGCUGUAAGAACCACCCAUACUGCGGGAACUGCCAAAAAGAAGGUCAUUCACCGAUAAACAGAUCGUGUCCUAUUUGGUUAGCCGAAACAUCGGCAAUCAAAAUUAGCACGGAGCAGAAUCUACCGAUUGCAGCCGCCCGAAAAUUGGUACAGCAAACCAACAGCAAUGUAACAUUCGCCAACGUAGUCAAGGCCGACCUGAAGCAACAGACGACAGAAAACAAUAGGCAAACUAAACCACCAGCCGAACCGAAACAAAUAGAAGGAAAAAAACAACAACAGCAACCACCUCAACCCAAACGGACGAACACACCUACAGCAUCACAUCUGAAACCAGCCUCUCCUCCUGCUAAAAAAGUAACCCGUCAACCCUCUCUUGAGAUAGAUGAUAAACAUCGCGGAAACGCACUUGGACCCCCCAGGACCCGAUCAAGGGAUCGAAUUUAA
Molecule: messenger RNA, 1080 nt
Organism: Uranotaenia lowii
Lineage: Eukaryota; Metazoa; Arthropoda; Insecta; Diptera; Culicidae
Exons: 1
Coding region: 1-1080 (359 amino acids)
Molecular function (GO): zinc ion binding; nucleic acid binding
Source: RefSeq, a predicted model, not a curated record